AUCCUCUCGCCGGCCUCCCAGACCCGGGUGAGGCCGCCACGGACUGCCCUUUCCUAAGAUGGCGUCGAAGAUGGGUUCGAGACGCUGGAUGCUGCAGCUUCUUAUGCAGUUGGGUUCAGUGUUGCUCACACGCUGUCCCUUCUGGGGCUGCUUCAGCCAGCUAAUGCUGUACGCUGAGAGGGCCGAGGCGCGCCGGAAGCCUGACAUCCCAGUGCCCUACCUGUACUUCGACAUGGGGGCGGCCGUGCUGUGCGCCAGUUUCAUGUCCUUUGGAGUGAAGCGACGGUGGUUUGCACUGGGGGCUGCACUCCAGUUGGCCAUUAGCACCUACGCUGCCUACAUCGGGGGCCAAGUCCACUACGGGGACUGGUUGAAGGUCCGUAUGUACUCACGCACAGUUGCCAUCAUUGGUGGCUUUCUUGUGCUGGCCAGUGGCGCUGGGGAGCUCUAUCGCCGGAAACCCCGAAGUCGUUCACUUCAGUCUACUGGCCAGGUGUUUCUGGGCAUCUACCUCAUCUGUGUGGCCUACUCACUGCAGCACAGUAAGGAGGACCGGCUAGCCUAUCUGAAUCAUCUUCCAGGAGGGGAGUUAAUGAUCCAGCUCUUCUUUGUGCUCUAUGGAGUCCUGGCGCUGGCUUUUCUGUCAGGAUACUAUGUGACCCUGGCUGCCCAGAUCCUGGCUGUACUGCUGCCCCCAGUCAUGCUGCUCAUCGAUGGCAAUGUUGCCUAUUGGCACAACACCCGGCGUGUAGAGUUUUGGAACCAGAUGAAGCUCCUUGGAGAGAGUGUGGGCAUCUUUGGGGCUGCUGUCAUCCUGGCCACUGAUGGCUGAGUUGUGUGGCUGGAGGCUGAGAUGGGUACAGGGAGCCACUGAAGGCCACCUUUCCUUCUUCCUUACUGGCCCAGUUGCUGUUUAUUUAUGCGUUUGGGGCGGUUAUUUGUUUAAUCUUCUACUUUGUGUAUGUGUGUGUUGGUAAGAAGCAGAUCUCUUCCACAAUUCUUGGGCUUAGCCUUUGAGUGGGUAGGAGUCCUGAGGAUGAUGCCUUACAGGUUGUUUGUUUUUCCUGUUUAUUAGGGAGAAAACUGACACCAAUUGCUCUACCAGGUCUCUUAUCCCUAAGAAAUGAGUUAAGGCAGUGCUAGUGUAGGGUUACUAAGAGUGGUCAAGAACCAGAAGUGAGGUGAUAUGGGGUGGGGGAAAGUCCUUUUGAACAUGGCAGAUGCAGCUAGGCUUUGCAGUGUUUCUUGAAGACUGGGAGUAGUGAGUAUGCCUGUUGACUCCUGGAUCAGGCACCAGAUGAGCAGAGGAGCCAGGUGCCAUGGCAGUCACAUGGGUUCUCAGGGCAUGCCAGGAAGAGAAACUGCACUAGUUGUCACACACCUUGAGAGCAGAGCAGGCCAGUUACCUCUGGGACUCACAGGGGUGGGGCAACCAGUGACCAGCUUCCUACCUCCUACUGUUUCCAUUUCCAGCUCCAUGGUGGCCUGGUGGGAUAGGUGCCUUCCUGGUUAAAGUGGGUAUCCUCCCAAACACUAGACCACACAGUCCUUUGAAAAUAAAACAUUUUAUAGACA
Molecule: messenger RNA, 1575 nt
Organism: Erinaceus europaeus (western European hedgehog)
Lineage: Eukaryota; Metazoa; Chordata; Mammalia; Eulipotyphla; Erinaceidae
Gene: TMEM101
Product: transmembrane protein 101
Exons: 4
Coding region: 59-832 (257 amino acids)
Biological process (GO): positive regulation of canonical NF-kappaB signal transduction
Source: RefSeq, a predicted model, not a curated record